AUGGUUUCUCAAUCGAGCAGAACGACGCCGAACGAGCUCCUCGAAGCGCAACCGUCUCAGCAACAGCGGAAGAAAUCGAAAAAGGCCUCGAACUGGGUAGCCCAAGCGCGCUCACGGGCCACCGGCACCAUUCGACGUACUCUGUUUGGACAGAAGUCAAAAUCAGCUCGAGCGCGUGAUGCCGAAAGUAUCGUCAUCGAAGAAGAUGACUAUACACAGACGAAUUACGAUACGGUGAAAUCGCUGCCGGCCACAGGCCACUAUGGCCGUAGCCGUGUUGGACAUCAUCUUCAUGUGGACGUUGAAGGUCACUUGGCGCUAGUUCAACCCACUGGCCCUGCAGCGCCACCGGUGAUUAUUCUGAAACUGCCAAGAAGACGUCAAAGUGCACAACCAAGUCGCAUUUCACCGAUAGCACGUGCACCAUUAUACGAUCCGACGGCAAUGUUCAAUUCGUUCGAUUCGAUGACAAUCGGUUCCGCCGCAGCGGACAUUAAUGCCGUCUUUUUUGAUUGCCAGGAUGCAGUUUACUCGUUAUUUAUGAAAGCUCAUAAAUGUUACGAUCUGAUACCGACGUCUACGAAACUGGUCGUUUUCGACACGCAAUUGCCGGUGAGGAAGGCGUUUUUCGCUCUGGUGUAUAACGGAGUUCGUGCCGCACCUUUGUGGGACAGUGAAAAACAGCGUUUCACUGGAAUGUUAACUAUCACUGAUUUCAUCAAAAUCCUGAUCAAGCAUUACGAAUCCGGAAACAACGAUGAGAAAAUGCGUGCACUGGAGGAAGAGCAGAUCAGUCAUUGGCGUGAACAAUUCGAAGCUGACGGAAUACCACCGUUGGUGACCAUUGAUCCGAACGAAAGCCUCUAUCGCGCCGUUCAAGUGCUUUGUGAGUCGAAAGUACAUCGACUACCGGUGAUGGACAAGAAUACAGGAAAUAUCAGUUAUAUUAUUACUCACAAAAGGCUUAUCAAAUUUCUAUCUUUAUAUCUUCACGAUUUACCCCGACCUGGGUUCAUGGAUAGCACACCGAAGGAGUUGGGAAUUGGUUCAUGGGGUGAUAUUCUCACCAUUCAUGUCGAUACACCGCUUCAUGACGCACUGGACAUUUUCCUGCGUAAUCGGGUCUCGGCGCUGCCUUUAGUGGACGAAAAAGGACGGGUGGUUGAUAUAUAUGCUAAAUUCGAUGUCAUCAGUUUGGCAGCUGAGAAAUCGUACAAUCGAUUGGAUUGUACUGUACAGGAGGCACUGAAACAUCGCUCAGAGUGGUUCGAAGGCGUACAAUGCUGUCGCGAGACGGAUUCCCUCUUUGUUGUGGUGGAGGCCAUAGUUCGAGCCGAAGUUCAUCGAUUAAUAGUGACCGAUGUGGACAAAAAGGUGGUUGGAAUCAUAUCCUUAUCGGACAUACUCAAGUUUCUGGUGUUGGACGGCGCUGAACUCAAUGGUGGAAUGUCAGCGCAGCAAUCGCCACACGUUUCCAUCGACGAUAGCCCGCCAAUAGAAGGAAUCCCGGAAGGUCCAACGACUUCACAUUGCAUCAGUGAUAAGCUGUACAUACCUGAUCUUCUCAGUGAUGAAUCUCAGGUUCUGAUUCCGUGCGUAGCCUCCUCGUCAGUUGCCGUUGAAGUCUGGGUUUGA
Cooperia oncophora is the source of this 1635-nucleotide messenger RNA. Lineage: Eukaryota; Metazoa; Nematoda; Chromadorea; Rhabditida; Trichostrongylidae. The record is from the annotation of a GenBank genome assembly.